AUGGGAAAAGUUAAACCAAGAAAACAAGAAGAAGCUAUAAGCACAGGUGAAAUUGUACUAUCGGCAAUAAAGAAAUUGAUGAAGAACACUGGAUGGACUGCCCGCACUAUUAUAAAAUUUAUCAAACUCGAAUACCGUAUUAGUGAUUCCAAAAUAAGCCAAAGAGUAUCAAGGGCAUUGAAAAGAGGUGUAAGACUGGGCAUAUUGCAAAUGGAACGUGGCCGCUAUAGGCUGAACAACAUGGCAAGCUUGGCGCGACAAGUGAGUCCUACUGAUAUUCGUUCAAACCAAUGCAAACUGCAACAAGAGCUAUCGCUGCGGAUACGCAGUGGAGCACCUUCUGUAGCCUCAAGAUUGAAUAAAUACAGUUCUAGAAGGAAAUAUAAACGAUGA
Molecule: messenger RNA, 393 nt
Organism: Arctia plantaginis
Lineage: Eukaryota; Metazoa; Arthropoda; Insecta; Lepidoptera; Erebidae
Source: the annotation of a GenBank genome assembly